AUGCUGCUGAACAAGUACUGUGAAUCGGUCUACCAGACCCAGCGUCGGCCGACGCGCACGGUCAUGAUCGGCAAGGUGCCAGUGGGCAGUGAGCACAGGAUUGCUCUGCAGACCAUGACAACGACGGAUACGCGGAACGUGCAGCUAACUGUCGACCAGGUGAAAAAGUGUGCAGAUGCGGGCGCAGACAUUGUCCGCAUCACGGUGCAGGGCAAGAAGGAAGCGGAGGCAUGCAUGCGCAUCCGUGAGCAACUAUUUAAGGACAGGUACGAUGUCCCUCUGGUAGCGGAUAUCCACUUCCAGCCCACUGUGGCCAUGAUGGUGGCGGAUGCCUUCGAAAAGAUCCGUAUCAACCCGGGCAACUUCGUGGAUGGACGCAAGAGCUUCGACGUCAUCAAUUACGAUGACCCACGGUUUGAGCGCGAGCGGGAGCUGAUUGAGGAGACCUUCACCCCGCUGGUGCUCAAGUGCAAGCAGCUGGGCCGGGCCGUGCGCAUUGGGACCAACCACGGCUCCCUGUCGGCCCGCAUCCUGUCAUUCUACGGCGACACUCCCCGCGGCAUGGUGGAGUCCGCAUUCGAGUUCGCUGACGUGUGCCGCAAGCACGACUACCACAACUUCGUGUUCUCCAUGAAGGCCUCCAACCCGCUGGUGAUGGUCCAGGCGUACCGGCUGCUGGCGGAGGAGAUGUACAAGAAGGGCUGGGACUACCCCCUCCACCUGGGAGUGACAGAGGCUGGUGAGGGUGAGGACGGUCGCAUGAAGAGCGCCAUCGGUAUCGGGGCGCUGCUGAUGGACGGCCUGGGUGACACCAUUCGCGUGUCGCUUACGGAGGACCCCGAGUACGAGAUCGACCCGUGCAAGCGGCUGGCGGGGCUGGGGGAGAGGGCGUGGAGCACGGGUCUCGGUGUGGCUCCCUUCACGGAGACCACCCGCGACACGCACACCUUCAAGCGCCGUGUGGGCGACCUGCCCGUACAGCACGAGGGUGAGGAGCUGGACUUCCGCGGGGCCCUGCACCGGGACGGCACCGUCUUCAGUGCGGUCAGUCUGGAGGACCUCAAACAGCCGGAGGUGACGUACAAGAAGCUGGGCGCCAAGCUGGCGGUGGGCAUGCCCUUCAAGGACAUCGCCACCUCGGACUCCAUCCUCCUCCGGGAGCUGCCCCCCUCCGCCGACAAGGAGGGCCGCCGGGCGCUGCGGCGGCUGCAGGAGGUGACCACGCACGUCAUCGCCCCUCUGGACGCCCUGACGCGGGACCCGCUGGCCGGGGCCAUCGCCCUGGUGCCGCUGAAGCAGGCGGUGCAGGGGGGCAUUGCGCUGCCCCAGGGCUCCUCCCGGUGGGCGAUUGAGGUGGACGGCACUGAGACCGAGGAGCAGCUGGGGGCCCUCCAGGGCCUGGGGCCCAUCGUGGUGCUGCUCAACGUCGCCGACGGAGUCAGCCGCCUGCACGCCUCCCGUCGCGUGUUCGACGCCAUCAAGCGCCACAACGUCACGGCGCCCGUCAUCCACAACAUCCGCUUCCCGGCGGGAACCCACCGCGAUGAGAUCGUCAUCAACACCGGCUCACUGGUUGGAGGUCUGCUGGUGGACGGUUUGGGCGACGGAGCGCUGAUCGAGUGCCCUGGCGAGGAUCUUGACUUUCUGCGCACGACAGCUUUCGGACUGCUCCAGGGCAGCCGCAUGCGCAAUACCAAGACCGAGUACGUGUCUUGCCCCUCGUGCGGCCGCACGCUGUUCAACCUGCAGGAGGUGACCGACCAGAUCCGGCAGCGCACGGGGCACCUGCCGGGUGUGGCCAUCGCCGUCAUGGGCUGCAUCGUCAACGGCCCCGGUAGGAUGGCUGAUGCGGACUUUGGCUACGUGGGUGGUGCUCCGGGCAAGAUCGACCUGUACGUGGGCAAGGAGGUGGUGCGGCGAGCUAUCCCCAUGGAGUCGGCCUGCGACCAACUUAUUGAGCUGAUUAAGGAGUAUGGCCGCUGGGUGGAGCCGCCCGUGGUGGAGGAGGAGGAGGCCAAGGAGCUGGUGGCGACCGCGUGA
Messenger RNA from Volvox carteri f. nagariensis, 2040 nucleotides. RefSeq lists its product as uncharacterized. The coding region runs from base 1 to 2040 and encodes 679 amino acids. Gene Ontology annotation, biological process: terpenoid biosynthetic process; isopentenyl diphosphate biosynthetic process, methylerythritol phosphate pathway. The record is from RefSeq and is a predicted model, not a curated record. NCBI's taxonomy places the organism in Eukaryota, Viridiplantae, Chlorophyta, Chlorophyceae, Chlamydomonadales, Volvocaceae. Gene Ontology annotation, cellular component: chloroplast. Gene Ontology annotation, molecular function: iron ion binding; 4-hydroxy-3-methylbut-2-en-1-yl diphosphate synthase activity (ferredoxin). The transcript has 15 exons.